CUCGCUCUUCUAGCGGGUGCGAGGGUUUGCCAGCUCGAGGGAGGGCGUCGGGCCCCUGAGCAUGAACCGAGGGCUUUGGUGACCCCCCUGGGGGGCUCCGACCCCGGUGCGCCCGCCCGAUCCAGAAAGACGGGGCAACAGUCCCGAGGGUUCGGGGAAGGACGCUGCUGCCCGCCCGGUGACGGCGGGGACGAUCCGGCCGGCUCGUGUCCAGCGGCCUCCAUCGGGUUCUCCUCUGGGAGUCGGACGUGCAAGGACUACCGUUCCCAGAAUGCCGCCGGCGCGAUCCUACCUACCUGUGGAAUUGCACAAAAAGGGGAGGGAGGGCGAGAGGGAGGCAGGCAGGCAGGGAGGGGAAAAACCUGUUCCCAGGCAGGCAGAGGCGUGAGUCUCUCGGGCUGCGGCGGCUGGGAAGGGAAGCCCAUGAAGAGCCCCGACGGCGCCCGGAGCCCCUCGGGAGACGCGGCGCCCAGGAGGAGCCGCUGAGCCUCGUCCCGACCAGGGUCCCUUCAGCACUCGGGGUGCUCGUGGCAGACGGCGUUGGAGCCCAAAGCACCAGUUGGCGCCAUGGCGAGCGAGGACACCACCAGCAUGCAGGACUUCUUAGAUUUCAAUUUCCAGUCUCUGGCCUCGCGGCACAUGGACCUGGAGCAGCUGGAGGUGGACACGGCGGCCGCCAAAGUGGAUUUGCUGUCCAAGCAGCUGGAGUCCCUCUGGACAGACAGUGCUGGGCUGUCGUCGUCAUCCAAGGGCAAGGACAUCUACAGCGUCAGUCCCGCUCCAGAGCCCAUGGCCAGGAUGAGCCCCGUCUCCACCUCCCCGCUGCACACGCUCCCCCGGAAGAGCGCUUCCUGGGAGGCCUCCUCGUACUCCUUCAGCGAAAGCUCCCCGGGAUCCCUGCACAGCGCUGGGCUCAGUUCCUCCCCAAGCCAGUGA
Messenger RNA from Pogona vitticeps (central bearded dragon), 936 nucleotides. Lineage: Eukaryota; Metazoa; Chordata; Lepidosauria; Squamata; Agamidae. The record is from RefSeq and is a predicted model, not a curated record.